GGGUUCGGGGAGGGAGCGCGCUGAGCUCGCCCCCGGCGCGCAGUGAGUUAUUUGGGAAGAGAGAGUAGGAAGAAGGAGACGAAGCCUGGCGGGGAGGCUGUGGGAGGAGGAGAAGAAGUGAUGGUGGCAUGGCUGAGCGCAGUUGAAGCGAGUCUGAUUCAUAGCAAUUUGUGUAGUUUAUUACGUGUCUGCUUGGCUUUCCCACUGGGUGGAGGAGGGCCCUUUCCCGGCGAGUAGACGUGGCCGAGGAAGAGUGGAAGUUCAGGUACUUCGGCAAACUUUUCCCGGCGGACUGGGGCUGAGAGCCAGUGCAGUUGGAGUGAGGAGGAGGCGUGUGGUGCGGAGCUCUUUGUGCCUGAGAGGAGGCAGGGUGCCAGCAGGCAGGCUCACUAACUGCAUUCUUUGUCCAAGGAGGGAAUGAGGGAGGGCAAGGAACAAACUCCAUCUCCACACUGAUGGCAUUCAUGUGGCAAUGAUAUUACACAGACAGCUGAACGUGGAGGGGGUGAUUCAUUUCUUUGGAUUUCCCACAAACGCAACAGAGCAUAUAUUUAUAUGAUUGGAGCCGCCCAUGUAAAGUGGUAGUGACAUUCAAAGUUUCUUCCAGGAACCAUCAUUUGCUUAAAGAAAAAAUGUUAAAAACAGAAGGGAAAGGGGAUAGGACCCUGAGAAGUGCUUCACCGCACAGAAAUGCAUAUAAGUCUGAUUUCCAUGCCAUUAAGUGCUCAUUUGAUGGUAGAAAGCCAGAGAUCUCACCAAAGCCUGUGUCUUUGAAGUUUAGUACAAAUGGAGCACCAGCUGACAUUACCCGAGGACGGGCCUCGUAUGGUAAUCGGGUCCACAAGAUCAAGAAUAUGUUCAUGCAGAUGAGCUCAUCACCAAAUGAAGAGCCCAAGCUAAUUAAGGCUGAUUUUUCAUCUCUGCCGACCCAUGCAUCUGUUGUAAGUGUACAAAAAAAUAAUGCUUUUAAUGCAAGUGGGGAUCUUCCUUCUCCUGAAAAGGUGAUUAGGACAGGAGAGGAAGUGGACUUGGACAAAGUAGCUUUAGCAGAAAAAUUUUCUGAAACCAGGAAACUCUUUGAAAGAAACGUUAAUCGCCAAAACACUUUUGACAGCUCUUCUCCAACUAAGGAAGAAAAGUUAAUUAGCCAGCGACGGCAUGGGUCACUAGACACAGAAAGUUCCAGUUCUGACCACUCAACCUCAUGCUCCAAAAUUACUAAGAUUACUUCGCCUUCAUUUAAGAGUAAAGAAACAGAAGAGGCUUCCAAUAACCUAAGUCAAAGAUCCAAUUCAUCAACAUCUUCAUCCCUUAAUGCAGGGCCUAUAUCGAGGAGACUGGAAAGUUUCCUUGUAGAUAGUGAUGGGGAAGAAUCAAGGGACUCUAUAAAAAAUGAAGACCAUAUGGAAUUGUCUAGUAGCCCUAACUUAGAUCCUUUGGCAAAUGUCUCACAAGGGACUGAAAAAGAAAUUCAUAUUAAUUCUUCAUACAAGCUUAGUAGCCCUUCUGAGAACCAAAAUUUUGGAAAAAAACUGGAGAGAGAUGAGGACGAACAAAGAAUUAGUACUAUAAUCGAAGAUGACCAAGUCUUUCUUCCAAAUAACAAUAUAUUAUCAAACCAGACAGCAGACGAUUCUUUAGUCCCUGCAACUGAAAAACCAGUAGCCGGAAUGGUUAGGGCAGAGUUAGUAGUUUUACAAAAUGAGUCUUCAGAGAGUGAUGACGAGGAACAGAUUAAAAAUGACGUAUUUGAAGAUAUAAAACCUCUUGAUUUGAAAACCUGUGAUAUUAUGGAGAGCACGGUUAAACAGAACAAUGAGCAAACUACAGCGCCUCAAGAGGAGAACAUAAAACCAACAGAGGACAUUGAUGAUGAAGACAGUGAGGAAGAAAAUGAAAGUGAGUCUGAAGAACGCGUUGAAAAGAGCGAAAUCAUGUUUGGAUAUUCUAAUAGUGCUUUUGGCAUUGAAAAUGCAGCUUUUGAUGAUGAUCGGGAAGCAGAAGUAGAGGACCGGUCUGGUGACUCCAAAGAUGAAUUGACCACUGAAUAUGAGAAUUAUGGAUUUGGUAGUGACUGUGAAGAAGUACCAGGACUGUCUGAAGAGGAAGACCUAGCACCUUCUCGAAAGGUGAAGUUCUCUACAGCUCCAAUAAAGGUUUUCAGCACAUUUUCAAAUGAAGAUUAUGACAGACGUAACGAAGAGGUUGAUCCAGUCGCCGCCUCUGCAGAAUAUGAGUUGGAGAAGAGGGUAGAAAAAAUGGAUGUUUUUCCAGUAGAGAUUGAAAAAGGUGACAGUGGCCUUGGCAUUAGCAUCAUUGGUAUGGGUGUUGGCGCAGACCAGGGCUUGGAAAAGUUGGGAAUAUUUGUGAAAACUAUUACUGAAGGAGGGGCAGCACAGAGAGAUGGCCGUAUUCAGGUUAAUGACCAAAUAGUCGAGGUGGACGGUACAAGUUUAGUUGGGGUGACGCAACUGUUUGCAGCUACAGUGCUUAAAAAUACCCAAGGUGCAGUUAGAUUUCUUAUUGGGAGAGAAAAACCAGGGACGCAGAGUGAAGUGGCCCGGCUAAUCAGCGAAACGCUUGAACAAGAAAGAUGCCAACAGCAACUGUAUGAUCCCCAAUACUCAGAGGGCAGUACGGGCCAGGAAGAAGAUUUUGAAGAAGAUGAUGAAGAUGACCUGAGAUCCGAUUUACAUAGUGGGAAAUCAGUAGAAGUUUUUGAUCUGCCAGAAAGUGAAGACUCUGAUAUAUCUCUGGACAUGGAUUCAUCACAGCUGGCACUUAAAUUUAAAGAGCUUCAACUAAAACAUGCUGUCACUACGGCAGAAGUGAAUCAGCUGAAAGAAAGGAUAAAAGCCACUGAAGCCGAAAAGUUAGACUGGGAGUCCAAUAAGCAGAAAUACCAACAAUCUGUUGAGGAAAAUAAGGAAAAAAUAAAAAAGCUGGAGACAUACUGGCUAGAGGCGCAAGCACUUUGCAAAACGGUCAAUGAGCAUCUGAAAGAGACUCAAGAGCAAUAUGAUGCCUUGGAAAAGAAAUAUGCCAAAGCCAAAAAAUUGCUCAAAGACUUUCAGAUAAAGGAGCUGGAAUUUGAGAAAAAUGAAGUGGAGCAUAAUGAGCUUUUAAAAGAAAAAGACCGACUACAUACAGAAAAAAUCAAUGUGCUAAAUAGCAGGAUUUCUGAUCUUGAGUACAAGCUGUGCAAGUAUGAGCAAACCGUUCAAGGGUUCUCAGACCAUAAUCAUCAUCAGAUAAAUGAGCACAGUGCGGAAAUUGGUGAUAAUGAUCCAGCUUUGGUACAAGCUCGUGAAGCUUUGGAGGCAGAGAGCUCCCCAGUUUGUGACGAUUUAGUACCAGAUUUUGAUGAAUGUGUCAGAGAAACCCAGCGAUUAGACACUAGUGCACAUAAGGCCAAAGCACAGCUUGCUCUCAGAGUGAAACGGCAGCGGCCAUCUCGAAAUAAGCUCAAGGAGCCUACUGGGGGACAGAACAUUGCCUUGGAGGACGAUGCAGAAGAAAGUAUCCUACAAACAGAAAGUUGCAGCCUAUCUGAAAACAAAGUUGAGGAACUGGACGAGCAGACUGUCACGCCCUCUUAUCAACAUGAAGGUCAAAGAACUGAAAAGACUCGAGAAGCUGAAAGUUUAGGUAGCCUUCGGGAGUCAGAUCCCUCCAUUUCAUCCUCCUCCCUGGCACCCAGGACUAACACUGAACCCAUUCUAACCAAAAGUCAGGUUCCCACUGGGGAAGGGGUAGAUCAGACCUCCCCUGAAGCUUUUGGUAGAAAUACCAAACAGAGAGAGUCUAAAGGCAAAGGAAAAGUUUUCAAAGAUGAAAAGAGAAAUGAGGAAAAAACUGUUGAAUCCAGUGAGGGCGCAGGAAAGCAUAGAAGGCGGUUUCCAGAUUUUGGGGGACUGCGAAAGUCUGGAGGCAAAGGCAGAAAAUCUGAUAAAGAGAAUCCUAGAGGAUCCCUGGACAGUCGAGGUUCCAGAGACUUGCUGGAGGAGCCCGACAAUCAGUCGCUAUCUGAUUCUGACUCUCCAGUCCCCACUUGCAUGCCGUUCUCUUGGUUCGGAGACAGCCACAAAGAAUCUCCCUCCAGUGGCAGCCUGAACUUCUCUCCGAGCGGCCCUGACCUUACAGUGGAGCAGAGCCAAGAGAGAAGCAGGAACAAGAGCAGAAUGCUCAUAGAUGAUGCAUACAGUUACAGCCCAGGCUCUGAUCUGUCAGGGUUAGUGGCAGAGCCAACUCUGUCAGGGCGCUCACACACUUUCACCUUUUCUUCCAAUGAGGCUCUGGAUGAUGACUCCACCCCAACGGGGAAACAAAAUCAGUGGCACAGCCGGCCGGUUACCAACUGGACCACUCAGCAAGUCUGCCACUGGCUUAUGGGAAUGAAUUUGGAGCAGUAUAUCGGAGAGUUUACAUCCAAAAACAUAGACGGGCAGCAGUUAAUGCUACUGGACAGCGACAAACUAAAGGCUUUAGGUGUUUCCAGCCAUACAGACAGAGCAACAAUAAAGAAGAAGAUCAAAGAAAUUCGAAAAGCACAGGAGAAAAUGGAGAAGCAGAAGGAGAAAAUCAUGAAAAAAGGGGUAUCGAAGCCAAGUGGGAAAGCGCCAGGCACUGUGGAGUCCAACUGCUAAAGGCCACUCCCCCCACUCUGUGUGUAUAUACUUGUACAAUGGGUGGAGCUUAUAUAUAUUUGGGGUCAUUGUAUUUCAGAUUUUUUGGUAGUCUUUUUCUACUUGGAAGUCGCCUAGAGUCACAUAUAUAUAUUUUUUCCCCAAACUUUUAAUGAAAUGUGUACUGAAAUGUUUGCCGAUAGGAUGUGUAGGGAGUAGUACAGAGCGUUAUUGUGAGACCACUCGCUAAUAUGGGUUGCGCAUGGGAGAACUGUCCCUCUGUCGCCCAUAACAACACUGGUUUGCUUGUUGUGCGCCGUGCCGCUCUCUACUUAAACUCCUCGCUCUGUGGUCUUUAUUCUUUCACGUAACCACUUCUUCAUCCAAUUUAAUGGCUGCUAAUUGUGUUAGUGAGGGGGGACCAACUGCAUGGGGUGCAGAAUCCUCCAGCAGUGGCGUGCGUUGUAUAUAAAUGAGACAAAUCUCUCUUAACCUGCUGGGACCAAAGGGAUCUGGAACCUUUACGCAGUCACGGUUUCAGUCGGCCCCUUGUCCAAUGAAAUUGUAUAUAAAUAUUGUUCCGAAGGAAAUGCCUGACGCAGUCUGUUUAGAACCACUUUCCUACUGUGGCCGCUGAUAUGUUAGGCUGCCUGCCUUUUGGAAAGGGGAGAUUUUUCAUGAUCUAUGUGGCCUUUAUUCUCUUUGCACUUAUUCCUUAAAGGGGAACUAAACUCCCACAAAAAAGACCAAGUAGUGAGAUUGCUCUGCUGAGCACUUUACAAUUUACAGGAUAUUGUUUUUCCCUAGUUUUCAAGAUUUUGGCAGUUUGUGCUCUGCUUAUAGAAUGAAUUUAACCACCGCGGUGCACCCUGCUGUCUUGUUUGGUCGAAAAUGCAGUUACUGAGCAGAGAAGCAUGAAAUAUGAAAUAUUUAGAUUUUUGUUGAGCAACUAUCUGGUUGCUAGGAAACAGCAAAACCUAGAAACCUGGAUGUGCUGUAAAAGAGAAACAGGAAUAUGAAUAGAGGAGGGUCUAAAUAGAAAAAUAAGUAAGAAAAAAUAAUAAUAAUUAUAAAAUUGUUGCCUCACAGAGCAAUGGUUUUUGCCUGUUGGGUCAGUGACCCUAUUUGAAAGCUGGAAACAGUCAGAAUAAUAUAUAAACUAUUAGAAAUAAAGACCAAUUGAAAAGUUGCUAGGAAUAGGCCAUUCUAUAACAUACUAAAAGUUACCCUGAAAGUGAACCACCCCUUUAAUUUUCUGGUGUCCAGCCAGCCGACCAACCAAAACAGCAGUGGGCGGGGCAGUUUCAGAUUGAUUACAGUAGUGUAAGCGCUGCCACUGUCUCGCAGGCUCGCUGUAUUCCUGUAAAUGGCGGAAGUUCCCCCUGAGCAAUUUGACGUUGGUUUCAGUGUGUUUAGUUCCCCUUGAAUAAACUUCCCUACUGGGAAAACUACUCCACGGCUUGCCGUUUGUCCUGACUGUAAGUGUGGUCUGUGUGUGAGCGAUUGCUACUAACAGUGGCUGAGAUUAUGGUACAGGGGGGUGUAGCUGCGGGGGCACCAAUGGUACUUACAUCACUACUACUGAUUGGAGCACAUUCCUUAACCCUUGCUGGGACACACCUGGCAGUUUUAUUCCUAUGGAUUUUACCAGUAUUGCACAAUUUGUCAUUCAGCAACCACUGCGGCAAAACCUUAGUCUUGGGGUCUCGGAACGUAAUGAGGUGACGUCCUGCUGCUUUUGUGCCCGAGCGGGGGGCACGGCCGGACACGGAUUCCCAGAGACUGGAGUUUGUGUAGAACUAUUUUAUGUAGUAGUUGGGCUCGGGCUGCAUUUCAGCAUAGAGAUAGUGGGUAUAGGGGGGUAUUUUUGUACUGCUAGAGCGCUGAAUAGGGGGGUGCCACUGCUGUCUCCGGCUAUAGGGGAAUCAUUUGCAGAAGAGCAUUCUGGGAUUGGGAUUUUAUGCAAAUUUAACUGAACAAUUGGGGUCUUUUUUUUUUUUUAUAAACGCUUACAAUUAACCUGUUCAUUCCCCGUACAGAGCAGUAUAGUGUUUUAUAUAUGAGCUGAAACUGUUGAUUGAGGACCAAUUCUUCCUUUAGCUCUUCUCUCUCCCACUAAAUUAGCCCCCUAACAAGAAAAUCAUGAUCUUUAUUAGAAAGUUUUUUGAAAAAAAAAAAAAAGUUUUAUAUAAUAAAACUGACUCUUUUCUGA
Messenger RNA from Xenopus tropicalis (tropical clawed frog), 6837 nucleotides. It is a transcript of the gene ppp1r9al, whose product is annotated as protein phosphatase 1 regulatory subunit 9A like. Gene Ontology annotation, cellular component: synapse; actin cytoskeleton; cytoskeleton. Lineage: Eukaryota; Metazoa; Chordata; Amphibia; Anura; Pipidae. The record is from RefSeq and is a predicted model, not a curated record. The transcript is spliced from 19 exons. Bases 633 to 4646 code for a protein of 1337 amino acids.